UCCUCUUUUAGUGCCCGGACACGAGUGCUCCACCGCCUGCGCCUGCGCCACCACCACCGCUCGCCACGUCGACGAGCUGAGGAGCUUCUCGCGUUCGUCUCCCAGGGUUUGGAGUGGAGCGGAGGGGAGGGAUGAUGCAUGCCAAGUCGGAGUCGGACGUGACGAGCCUGGCGCCGUCGUCGCCGCCGCGGUCGCCGAAGAGGGCGAACUACUAUGUGCAGAGCCCGUCGCGGGAGUCCCACGACGGCGGGUACAAGUCGUCGUCGAUGCAGGCGACGCCGGUGUACAACAGCCCGAACGAGUCGCCGUCGCACCCGUCCUACGGCCGCCACUCCCGCUCCUCCUCCGUCAGCCGCUUCUCCGGCAACCUCCGCGACGGCGGCCGCAAGGGCGGCGCCGGCGCCGGCGAGCGCAAGGCGCUCAACGACAAGGGCUGGCCCGAGUGCAACGUCAUCGAGGAGGAGGGUCCCUACGAGGACCUCGACGGCGACAGCGGCCUCUCCCGCCGGUGCCAGAUCAUCCUCGGCUUCCUCAGCUUCGUCCUCCUCUUCACCGUCUUCUGCCUCAUCAUCUGGGGCGCCGCGCGCCCCUACGAGCCCGACGUCGUCGUCAAGAGCUUGACGAUGGAUGAUUUCUACGCUGGUGAGGGCACAGACCAUAGUGGAGUUCCAACCAAAUUGGUCACGCUUAACUGCUCUCUGCACAUAGCUGUAUACAACCCUGCUGCAAUGUUUGGGAUCCAUGUCACUUCGGGUCCUAUUCACCUGCUCUAUUCAGAGAUCUCUAUCGGGGUUGGACAGGUUCGCAGGUACUACCAGCCGAGGAAGAGCCACCGCGUGGUGACGGCGGUGAUCCACGGCGAGAAGGUGCCCCUCUACGGCGCCGGCGGCGGGCUGAUGCUGUCCAGCACCGGCGGCGCGGUGCCGCUGACGCUGGACUUCGACCUGACCUCGCGGGGCUACGUGAUCGGCAAGCUCGUGAGGGUGACGCACAAGGUGCACGUGACCUGCCCCAUCGUCGUCGACGCCAAGAAGACAAAGCCCAUCAAGUUCUCCAAGAAGGCCUGCGCCGUCUACAAGAUCUGAGAGCUCGUCUCGUCGUCCAUCACGCUGGCGGCCGGCCGGCCGGCCGGCCUCACCGGCUGGGAUUGAUCAGCCACGUAGCCGUUCUUCCGUUUCUUGCAGCUUGCAGUUGUCUGUAUGUAUUUGUAGCAUUAUGCUGGUGAAGAACAAUAAGCUUUUAUGUGAUCACUUGUUAAUUUGAGCUUCGAUUUUGUCGAUAAAUCAGUAAAUCACUUUGUAUGGUAGUGUUUCCUUUCCCAUUUCUUUCUUUCAUAAGGAAAUUAUGUACCAAAGUGUGGUACUAAGUCUAGAUGGUUUCAAGAUAA
Molecule: messenger RNA, 1387 nt
Organism: Oryza brachyantha (malo sina)
Lineage: Eukaryota; Viridiplantae; Streptophyta; Magnoliopsida; Poales; Poaceae
Exons: 4
Coding region: 132-1085 (317 amino acids)
Source: RefSeq, a predicted model, not a curated record